AUGUUGACGACACCAACAGUCAUAACGGCAAAAACGGCCGCACAUUCGCACAGCCAACAUCAACGCAGACAACAACAGCAUCAGCUGCGCUCCGCCACUCAGACGUCAGCGUUGUCUGCGUCAUCGUCAUCGUCGUUGUCGUCGUCAACGUCAACAGCGACGCUGUCAGGUUCGUUAUGUCAACUAUUUAUGACGUUAGCUGAAUGGAACCACGGCAUUACAACCGGCAUUUUCCCCACAAACAACAACAAGCAUACGAUAUUACAUUGGCAACGACCCACCUUCGGACAACGGGACAUAGAUCACAACUUUACAAACCACAUUUAUAUUGGAAAAAGAGGAGGCGUUGAAGUGCAAAUCGAAGGCGGCGAGAAUUAUUUAUAUCUGAAUGUAUACAGAGUGAAACCUGAUAAACCACGUCCCGUUAUGGUUUGGAUUUAUGGCGGUGGUUUUUGUAGUGGCGAAGCCGCACGCGAACGGUACGCAUCCGAUUAUUUCAUGCGCAAGGACGUGAUUGUGGUGACGGUGCAACAUCGAUUGGGUGCUUGA
Molecule: messenger RNA, 549 nt
Organism: Bactrocera dorsalis (oriental fruit fly)
Lineage: Eukaryota; Metazoa; Arthropoda; Insecta; Diptera; Tephritidae
Product: putative inactive carboxylesterase 4
Exons: 3
Coding region: 1-549 (182 amino acids)
Source: RefSeq, a predicted model, not a curated record